Osmerus eperlanus (European smelt) is the source of this 4265-nucleotide messenger RNA. RefSeq names its product 4-galactosyl-N-acetylglucosaminide 3-alpha-L-fucosyltransferase 9-like. The transcript has 2 exons. Gene Ontology annotation, molecular function: alpha-(1->3)-fucosyltransferase activity. NCBI's taxonomy places the organism in Eukaryota, Metazoa, Chordata, Actinopteri, Osmeriformes, Osmeridae. The record is from RefSeq and is a predicted model, not a curated record. Gene Ontology annotation, cellular component: membrane. Bases 245 to 1420 code for a protein of 391 amino acids.
UUAUGACUUGUGAGUUGAUGACUUGGUAGAGUUAUUUGAUAUAUAGUAUAUUUUAAGUAGUAUAUUAACGUAGUAUAUUUUUAAGUAGUAUAUUUCAAACGUACGUUCUAAAUUUCUUGACUGUCCCCCCAGCGUGAGUUCUUUUUGCGCGUGAGUUUGGAUCAAUCUUUGCUGAAAUCAGUUGAAACUAUUGUUUUGAUGGCUUGAAUAGUGAAGAAGGUUUUACAAAAAUUUUAAAAGAGACAUGAUGAAGUCAACUUCCCAAAGGACAGUACUACCGCCUGCAUUGGUUUGCAUCUUUGUGGUGGUGUGCUCCUUUUUUGUAUUGUUAACAUACUACAAACCCAACAUCAACUCAGUGUUGUGCAUGGACAGAGAAGCAAAUGAGAAUGCUACCUGUGUCUGCCAAAAUGGGCUAAAUCGAGAGGGGAAUCAGACUGAGGUCCCAGGCCAAACCACACCACAACCCCAGAAGACAGGCAAGCAGAACUCCCAAGUAAUCCUCAGAGCUGACAAUUCAGAACCGGACACUAUUCUCCUGAUCUGGAUGUGGCCAUUUGGACAAUCUUUUGACCUUCAUUCAUGUGCUGAUUUCAAUGUUCAAGGUUGUCGCUUGACAGACAACAAGAGCCUUUAUAAUAAUGCACAUGGAGUCAUCUUUCAUCACCGGGACAUCCAUGAAGAUCUGGGCAACAUGCCACAAAAUCCACGUCCCUUGUUCCAGAAAUGGGUGUGGUUCAAUGCUGAAUCACCUGCCAACUCUAAAAGAUUUCCCAAGUUGGAUAACCUGUUUAAUAUGACCUCAAAUUAUCGACAGGACUCCUCUGUACCUGUUCCUUAUGGAUCCUUAGUUGAGGUAACAGCUGUGGACAAACACUUUGAGCUGCCAAAGAAGAAUACAUUGGUGUGCUGGAUUGUGAGCAACUGGCACCCAUCCUUCAGAAGAGUUGAGGUCUACAAUGAGCUGAGUAAGCAUGUCAAAGUAGAGGCCUAUGGACAACACUUUGGUACAUACGUAAACAACGAAAACUAUACAAAAAUAAUUUCUGGAUGCAAAUUUUACCUGUCCUUUGAAAAUUCAGUCUUCCAAGACUACAUCACUGAGAAGUUGUACAAUGCCAUGAGUUUGGGAGCUGUCCCAGUAGUUUUGGGCCCAUCCAGGCAAAACUAUGAGGAAUUCAUUCCAGCGGACUCUUUUCUUCAUGUGGAUGACUUCCCCAAUCAAAAGGAACUGGCAGAUCGGCUGCUUUUCCUUGACAAGAAUGAUGGAGAGUACAUGAAGUACCACAGCUGGAGGAAAAACUAUAAAGUUAAGGGAUGGUAUUUUGGACUACAACAUGCAUGUCGAUCAUGUGACUACAUUAGACGGGAGAAAAUAUACAAAACUAUUAACAAUCUAAUUCAAUGGUAUUGGGGCUGACCAGGCUGUUUGUAGUAAUCAAAAUGUUCAGGGGCGCCAUAUAGGGAGGAAAAGUUAGGACGAUUCUAAGGGCCCCCAACUGACAGGGGCCUCAAAAAACAGGUAAAAACUCAUAUUAAAUUAUAUACCUGAUAUAUCAUAUAAACCAUCAUCAUUGAGUAUAUAUAGUAUAUAUUUCAAAUAAAAUAAUACAAUUAAUGAUCUUUUUGUUUUUACUUGUGUUUGGCAAUCAAAGUUAAAUAUCCCCAUUGACCAAAAAGUAAACAUCCAUAUUGACCGACCACCCCCCUGUAUUGGCAUGAAAUGGUCUGUUCCUGCUUGACGGUGUUUAGUUGCAGUCAGUAGAUACGCUAGUCGCCAGAAAUAGUGAUCACAAUGUCGCCUAGUAAACAUAAAUCGGGUUUUCAAAAAAAGAUCAGAGAAAAAAGAGAGAGGAAAGACAAAUUAGGUUUUUAAUCUGUAACCCAGUUGUUCACCAAAAAAGGUGGGUAGCCAGUGUAGCGGGGUUUGCUCGUUUAAAGAUAGAAAUACUUAAUUUAUCAUAAAGUCUGGGGCACCACCCUAAUAUUGGUUUAGGACAUUAGGGAAUCCUAUGUUUAAUAUGUAAUAAUAAGUCUCAUCUUUAGGAAUGAAUUUAUUCUAAGAGUAGAGCCAAUCGUAACAUCAGUGAACACGCACGUCAAAAUAUCUUUACAAUGAAUUUAUUCAAGUAAGGUAAACAGAUCUUAUGAAAAGUUGGAUUAUGGGUUUGAUAUGAGAGAUUGGUUUCAAUGAACAGAAUGAAAUGGUCUAACUUAAAGAAAGGCAGAAAUUGUACAGUCAGUGAUUACAUCCUUACAAAUCAUAAACAGAGCUCACGCCAAUGCCAUGUCGAGGAGGAAAGAGCGUUAGCCAUAGUUACGUUUGAUCAGGGGUUGAUCAAUGAUGUUGAGGGCGGUUUGCGCCAAAGGUCCAUUUGAAGAAUCUGAAGUCACAGCGCGGCUGCGCUGGGUCAUGUGACUGAGUCUGCGGGAUCUCAGUGAAGUCGCAUUUGGAAUUGCGUUUUUGGUUCUUCUGUUGAAACGUCCAGAUAGUGUCGCGAUCACUAUAAAGUUGAAUCUCAGGAGAAGCUUGGCGACGUCCUUGGAACGCCAAUCCUGAUGGCGUUCAUGCCAUGGUCGGUUUCGCUGGAGUCCGAGAUUGAUGGUCAUCUUAGGGCUUUAUACAGUUCGAGGGAGGACCCGUCUGGGGUCAGAUGUGGAUUGGGGGAAGCUGGGUUCUCAACUCCCCCCUCCUUCCUUCACACCUACCAAAGGUGUGAUCUGAUCUCUGGCUGGUUCAUUCGAUUGGUUCAAAUAUUGUUCUGGACAUCUUGGUACAGUUACAAAAUAUAGUUGAAUGAUUGUUUUAUUAUGAUAGCUUCAUGUAGAUACCAAGAAUGACGUGGUUAUCUUUCAGGAAGAAGGAGUUGUUACUAGAAUCAAGAUUUCAGUGAACACAACAUUAAAACAAAGUAACAAACAUAACACAAAUAUCCCUCUCAUAAUUCUCCACCUUGUACUCUUGUGGUAAAGUCUCAAGAACUUUCCUCAAAAGUUCUGAUCAAGGUAUGUUCUUUGUUCAAAUCGCCGCCGAAACGGAUAGCAAAUGGUCGCUGGAGACGUGUUGUCUAAAUCAGGUCCUUUGAAGCUUGCAAGCUAGAGGGCUGAUUUGGUAGAUUGGGGAGGUCGUCCCCCCAUUCUAUGGUUCCUUUGCAUCGGCGUUUGGUGGGUAAUCAGCAUACUGAGGGUGUCACAAGGGCUGAUUCUGAUGUGAUUGAAUCACUCUUCAGGUGUGGCAAGAUGUUGGCUCCGUGUGGUCUUGUGGACCUCACUACACCAGUAGUCUGUGGUAUUAAAGGGGUCAUUGAUUGCAAAACCGAAUUUACCUUGUCACAGUUGAAUAAUGACAAUUCAGUGGGUAAAAUGGACAUACAGUGAACCUCUAAGUCCAUUGACACAUCUUUCCUAUGCAAAUUUAACAAUAAAAAAAAAAUAGCUGUAAAACGGUAGGUUUUGAAAAAGCCACUGAACUGACGUCAAUUCUGUGGCUCCACCUUUUUGGCUCUGGUCUGUAGCUUUUGUCUCGCCCCAAAAUUUGCUGCGCGCUGUUCUGUGUACUUCCACGGAAAUACAAAGAAGAACGUUUUUCGAAUUUGGGACAACAUAUUAGGGUAUCAAAUGAAAUAUGUCAAUAGUUUAGUCAUAAAUAACCUGAUUAAAAGUGAAAAAGUCACAUUUAUAACAACACAAAACCUAAGUGAUGUAUCCUAGGCAAUUUUUAGCAGAAGGAAUUAGAGGCCAAGGUUGCUAACCGUCAGAGCUGUGUGUAGUGGGCCUUGUAAUUUGGGUCAGAUUAUUUUAUGUCAAUAAUAUCCUGAAAAAUUAGUAAUAAUAAAAGCCAUGUUUUUAAAACAUUGAAGUAAAAGCAUAUUCAGGCCUUGUGUGGUAGACUCCCGGAACUUCCGGGAGACUUGGGAUGUCUGUUAAGUGAGCUAUCAAGCAGUAAACCUAUCUUACUGUUAAUGUAUGUAGGUGUAGACUAUUCUGCACUUUGCCUAAUCUACAAAUUGUUCUCAUUUAAACAUGAAACUAAUUCAUUUUGCGGAAUAGAAUGGCACCCAGGAAAGAGACAGACAGACCAAGGCAGAGUGAAGUGCAAGGGAGAGUGAACAAACAGGGAAAAGUAAAGGGCAAGUACAACAUGUGGAAGGAGAACAGAAUGAAGGGAGCAUUGCAGGAGUACAGAUAACUGGAAAGUGCAGGCAACAGACCUAAGCUCCGUUAUCUUGCCAGGGCCUGGAAUGUCCCAAAAUCCACCCUCCAAA